CUGUCGAUCCCAAAUACACCCAGCUCUUGAUUCAAAUGCUCGGAAAGCUACGGACAAACGGUUACGGCCGCUUCAUCAUCCUGCCAGACCUUCCUUCCGACGAUCUCCCAAGCCUCUGCUACAAGAAGUCCACUGGUCUUUUAUCACGGACUGCCGAGUCCAACCAUUCGGAAAGGUUAGUUUUUGAGUCCACUAGGCAUUUUGGAUUGAGAGAAGGGGAAAAGCUGCAGGACUGCUCGUGGUCAGUGAGUUGUUUGGAUUCUGUGACGGUGUGGAAAGAGUUCGUUGAGAAAGUUGGUGAUUUUGUUCUCACCAUGGGCGCGGUGUCCAAUGGAUGGUUCUUGAGGAGCCCUGAGAGUGAAUUGGGAGCAGAUUGGGUGGAAUUGUAGUGGCUGAAGGUGAGAGGCUAUUAUAGCAUUGAGGUUUUUAUUGUAAAUCAGUUGGAAGUCGCCCUUAGGCUUGCAUGGUUGAAUUCUGCUAAUGCUAAGAGACGAGGGGUGAAGUUGAAAGAGAAGUUGAGCACUACAAGAGUUGCCGCCAAUGUAUUUUGGAGGAAGAAAGGCUGCUUAAUUAGACUGGUGGGCAAAAUUAGAUGCUGAAGUUAGAAGGAAAAUCAUAAUUGUUGCGCUUUGGAAACCUUCCAAAGAAUUGAAAGUGGAGAUGGAUAGGUCAUGAGGCAGUGAAAUUGCUUACGAGGAGAUGGUGGCCACCUCAUGGAUGGAAUGAAGAGGUAGCUCCUAC
Molecule: messenger RNA, 741 nt
Organism: Linum trigynum
Lineage: Eukaryota; Viridiplantae; Streptophyta; Magnoliopsida; Malpighiales; Linaceae
Source: the annotation of a GenBank genome assembly